UUCUUUAAGCACGGUGCCGGCGUGAAAGUGUUCAGUGUCAAGAGAAAAGGGGACCGGUCGUGUUGUGCUGCAGCUGCUUGUCAAGGGAUUAGUAUCUAAAACAGAGUUUUGAAAAUGGCUUGCACUGUCACUUGUAUUGCCCCAGUGAAUAUAGCUGUCAUCAAAUAUUGGGGAAAGAAAGAUGAAAAGCUCAUUAUUCCGUUAAACGAUUCAUUAAGUGGUACCCUGUCAAUGGAGCAGAUGCAUGCAAAAACCACAAUAAUGGCUAGUCCAAAUUUUACAAAGAACUGCAUGUGGCUAAAUGGAAAAGAGGAAUCUUUUGGCGGCAAUGCAAGAUUGCUUUCCUGUUUAAAAGAAAUUCAGAAAAGAGCUCAAGAAGAUGGUACCAGCAAGGAGAUCCUAAAAUGGAAUAUUCACGUAUGCUCCGAGAACAACUUCCCUACAGCUGCUGGCCUUGCAUCGUCUGCUGCUGGCUAUGCAUGCUUUGUGUAUGCAUUAGCAAAAUUGUACAAAGUGAAAGGUGAUGUAUCACAAAUAGCUCGUCAAGGCUCUGGUAGUGCAUGCCGCAGCUUAGAAGGAGGAUUUGUUCGGUGGCACAUGGGAAAUGCCUCUAAUGGCUCAGAUUCUCUUGCAACACAGGUUGUGCCAGCCUCACACUGGCCAGAAAUGCAUGUCAUCAUUCUUGUUGUAAAUGACAAAAAGAAGAAAGUUAGCAGCACGUCAGGUAUGCAGCGUUCUGUAGAAACAAGUGAGCUUUUGAAACACAGAGUUGCUCAUUGUGUUCCUCAACGCAUUGCUGCUAUUGAAAAGGCGAUUCACAACAGGGACUUCCCCACUUUUGCUGAGAUUACAAUGAAAGAUAGUAAUCAAUUCCAUGCAGUUGCUUUGGAUACCUAUCCCCCAGCUGUAUACAUGAACGAUGUGUCUCAUGCUAUCGUAGAUUUAAUUCACUGCUUCAACCAAGUGAAAGGAUGUACUAAGGUGGCAUACACAUUUGAUGCUGGCCCCAAUGCCUGUUUGUAUCUGUUGGAAUCAGCUGUAGCUGAAACUAUGGCUUUAGUUGAUUACUUUUUCCCAUCAAAUAAUUCUGGGAAUACUGUGCAAGGGCUUCCAGUUCCUCCAUGCAAUGCCAAGGAAACAGUCCAGGCUAUUGAAGCUGUAGGCAUGCAAAAGCAGGAUGAUGGUUUGCUGAAGUAUGUCAUCCACACUCGAAUUGGUGAAGGAGCAAAGGAGUUAACAGAUAGUGGCACUCACUUGCUUUCAGCAAGUGGCCUUCCAUUGCGAUUAGCAUAAUACCAUUUAUAACAAAUCAAAAUUAAUUUAUAAAAUAGACUUUAAGGUGAUGGACUGAAAUCUGUAGUGGUGAAGGCUUAGUGUAAUACUCAUUACUUUCACCUCAAAUUUAGAUUUUUAAAAGUAUAUUUUAAUUACCCAUUGUUUUCAAUAUUUUCAUUGGAUCUGAUAGGACCUAACAGUUGAUCUGUUAGUCAAUUCUAAAAUGUUUGAGUUUGAUAAUAGUAAGGUAAAAUAUGUUUGACUGAAACACCAGAACUUUAUGUAAGAUUAAAAUGUUUAUUUACAUGAAA
Messenger RNA from Frankliniella occidentalis (western flower thrips), 1586 nucleotides. RefSeq names its product diphosphomevalonate decarboxylase (gene Mvd). The record is from RefSeq and is a predicted model, not a curated record. The coding region runs from base 115 to 1293 and encodes 392 amino acids. The transcript is spliced from 10 exons. NCBI's taxonomy places the organism in Eukaryota, Metazoa, Arthropoda, Insecta, Thysanoptera, Thripidae. Gene Ontology annotation, cellular component: cytosol. Gene Ontology annotation, biological process: isoprenoid biosynthetic process; isopentenyl diphosphate biosynthetic process, mevalonate pathway. Gene Ontology annotation, molecular function: ATP binding; diphosphomevalonate decarboxylase activity.